Blepharisma stoltei is the source of this 291-nucleotide messenger RNA. Lineage: Eukaryota; Ciliophora; Heterotrichea; Heterotrichida; Blepharismidae. The record is from the annotation of a GenBank genome assembly.
AUGAGGUCAAUAAUAAAGCUAUUUCAGCUUAUUUUGCUCUCAUAUCAUAUUAAAGCUUUACCAUCGUUCCAAAAGAAUAGUAUAUUUGGAUUUUGCACAGAUAUGAAGUUUAAGUACAUAAUCGAUGGAAAAAUUUGCGCUGAAAGAUGUCCAUCUCAAUUCAUUGAAGAAUCUUCACCUUUUGCCAAAUGCAAUCUACCAGUAUCACCCAAAUUAUUUGAGCUUGAGUUUUGAAAAGCCCAAGACUUAUCAGCGCCUUCUAUCCAAAGCUCAAAUAACCAUAUUUUUUAA